Molecule: messenger RNA, 2718 nt
Organism: Rana temporaria (common frog)
Lineage: Eukaryota; Metazoa; Chordata; Amphibia; Anura; Ranidae
Gene: LRR1
Product: leucine rich repeat protein 1
Exons: 4
Coding region: 142-1413 (423 amino acids)
Molecular function (GO): protein binding
Source: RefSeq, a predicted model, not a curated record
GAGCGGCGCCCUCUCCCACCCCUCCUCGCUCUAUCACCCUGGAGGACUGAGACGUCACACGCACAAGCGCGGGAACACAAAUUUGGACAGAUCGGUGUAUGUGUGUUCUGUCACCCCCGGAGGACCGGGGCCGGGGGAGCCAUGAGGCUGCAGUGUGAGGUGGAAGUCAUUAACCGGAUGCUGCCCACCUUCGGGAUGAGGAACAGAGGGAAGGGCGCCCGGGCUGUGCUGUCUGUGGGCAGACAGGAGGAGAAGAAGGGCUCCGGACAGCGGGGACUCAUCUACCUGAUGAUCUGCACCCUGAAGGACAAGGCCGGCUCCAGGUACAAGCUACAAGAAAACAUCGAGAACUUGUUUUCCAAGUUUUUAAAUGAAGGCAAAGCAACAAUAAGGCUUAAAGAACCAGCUGUGGAUAUAUGUCUCAGUAAGGCAGAUGUCGGCAAUCUAAAGAACUUUCUUUCCGCCGUGGGCUUGGCACAUAGAGGCACCGACGCAAACCCAGUGCCGUUGUCCCGUCUGAUUCCUGCCAAAACCUCGGAAAUUGAAAAACCCCGAGCUAAGCUGAUAAUUACCUGCAAGAGAGAUUAUCCGCUCACAAAGAACUUCCCCUAUUCUUUGGAGCAUCUUCAGGUCUCUUUCUGCAAGCUGGCUCGGGUUGACAUGAGAAUGCUGUGCUUGAAGAGGCUUCAGAAACUUGACCUAAGCAACAACCACAUGAAGAAACUGCCCAAGACAAUCGGCGACCUUGUGUGUCUCCAGGAAUUGACUCUCAACAACAAUUUCCUAGAGUCCUUCGAGGUGGAGCUGUGUCAUUCCACCCUCCGAAAUUCUCUGAAGGCUUUGGAUCUCAGUGACAAUAAAUUGAAAGCGCUCCCAGUUCAAUUCUGCGAUCUCCGAGAACUUGUAAGUCUGAAGCUCGAUGGCAAUGAACUUAUCCAGCUGCCUUUUGGCAUAGGAAAGCUGUCUAAACUACGCUUCCUCUCGGCCACCAAAAACAAGCUGCCUCAUCUCCCCAACAGCUUCAGGAUGCUGGUGCUUGAGAAACUCGACCUGUUUGGCAAUCCAUUGGUAACGGCAACUCCAAUGGUUCCCGACAUUCAGCUGAAAGUCCCUCUAAGUCUAUUGGAAACGACUUCAAGAGCAACUAUUAAUUACAGAAUCCCAUAUGGACCGCAACUCAUUCCCAGUCAUCUGUGUCGAGAUCUAUCCAUGGCUAAAACAUGCGACUGUGGCGGACCGUGUCUGAGCUCCUUCAUCCAGACCAUUGUGUCGGUAAAUCUACAUAAGGUGUCUCAGUCGGUGGUCCUGGUGGACUCCAUGGGGGGCACUGAAGCCCCCAUUGUCUGUUAUUUUUGUUCUCUCACCUGUUAUUCUCUUUUUCUGGAUAAAUACUUGCAGAGCAUUAGGAUGUAAAGCUAAAGAGGUGUGUGGCAUAUUGAAGGUUUUUAGAAAUGGCUGACACCAUUGGCUGGACUUGCUGGGGCUUCUAGUUUUGCAGCAGGGAAGGGCACUGUGGCCCCCCAAGUUAGACCUUUGUCUUCAUUAUGUCGGAGUGCCUUAUACCUCAGUGGUGCCUCUGACUCCUAACACACAGAUGGCCGACAGUGGCUUCCAGUCUACAUUUUCUGUUUCAGAACUGCUAUGGAGCAAAGUAACCCUACUUAUAAAAGAAGAUACUGCACAGACGGCUGUUACCCUACCAGUAAGGAGCCAAUCUGCCCCUUGGAGUUAAUGGGGUACCUUCUGACAUCAGGGUGGUUGCCAGGUAUCCAAUGGCCAGCAAACAGAACAAUCCUCUGGCAUCAAGGUUUCCCCAACCUGUGCAAGCCCUUUUUCAUUUUUCCAUUUAUGCGCCAUCUUGUGCCUUGGUAUCAGCACCAGUAGCUCCCAUGUUGUUGAGGUGAGCCAUGCAUUGGCCUUCUAUCCUGUCAUUUUACUGAACAAGGCCUGGAGUCUAAUUUCCUGCUAAUAGUCAAUAUCCAUGGAAUUCGGCAAGGAAAAGGAAGCGAUUUUCAGUUUCAUGACUUCAAGAAAAGAAAUUAUCUGAUUGGUUGCUGGUUUGCUGCUCUUUAAUAUCAGAUCUUCAAGCCAGACAAUAGUGCAAGGCAAAGUAGUGACAUGUUUUGGAGUGUUCAUUAAUACAGAGGUAAUGUACUGCUGGCCACUGCAGGGAAAAGAUUUGUUUCAUGUCACCUGUGGUCCCAUGUAUGUUUGUGAAAGAAAAACUGUCUGCUUCCCAUAGACACUCAUUACAAUUUUCUGUUUUUACAAUCUAACUUUGACUGCCGAUAUCAAAGGGAAACUGGCCAACCUGCAACAGAGUGGAUAACUAACACACAUGGUGAUUGUAUUCAUUAUGUUCCUGUUAUUUUACAUGCCUUUCAUUUAUAGCUUUCCCCCCGAUAUACAUGCAGGUGAAGCUCUUCCGUAAAAGUGACAGGGGUUGUAUAACGCUGCUAUAGUGAAAAAUCUAGGAGAUCCGCACGGCUCCAUGACGGAAAAAAUAAAUAAAAAUAUUUUUUAAAAUUUCCAAUAAGCACCAUAAAGCAGCAAAAAGAUGCUGUGGAGACUAAGGAGAAGUUAACGGGUUUCGCACUGCCAGUGCUUACUGAGUAAGCACUGAGCACGAAACGCAUAGACUUUUCCGCUGUCUGGGUAUUUUGGAUUUUUUAUUGUAUACAGCCAGGUGAGCUGAGAUAGCACCCAAGUGUAGGGAAG